Messenger RNA from Phanerochaete carnosa HHB-10118-sp, 1512 nucleotides. RefSeq lists its product as uncharacterized. NCBI's taxonomy places the organism in Eukaryota, Fungi, Basidiomycota, Agaricomycetes, Polyporales, Phanerochaetaceae. The record is from RefSeq and is a predicted model, not a curated record. Bases 1 to 1512 code for a protein of 503 amino acids. The transcript has 4 exons. Gene Ontology annotation, cellular component: extrinsic component of mitochondrial inner membrane.
AUGUCGACCUUACCCAAGCCGUACUCGCUCCCUCUUCUCGUGGAUAAGUCAGAGCCGAAGAAGCCUAUACUCACCGAGGAUAACCUCUUCCACCCGUUCAGCAAGUCGCCCUUUGCCGCCAUCCGUGCGCGCGGUGAGGCUAUUCAGACACUUGCACCAUGCCCUAUGUGCGCGAGUCACCACAGUGCAGUGCAUGCGCACACUCAGGCUGCCCCCAAGGCUGUCAAGUAUGAGUGCCCGGAUUGCGGUUGGCCGACACAUUGCACGGAGGAACAUUGGAGGGAAGACACGGAGCACCAGAAGUAUUGUUCAAGACUUAGGGAAGUUAACGAGGACGAACAUGACCUGAGGAGCGGGAGGCGGCUGCGGGAGUUUGAACUGCCAGGUCCCCAGGAUUCGGAAGCUGCUAUCUCAUUUUCAAACUGGGAUUUGUUUUGGUAUACUCGCAGUUUCCCAUCCAUGGAUACUGAACGCUCCAGGAGGCAUGCGAGCAGGCUGCUCACGUAUCCCAUAACCAUCGGUUCCGUCCUCCACCAACACAGUUACCUGACCCUGAACAAUCAGAGAUUGACACCAGAGGGUAGUCGGUCCUUAGCGGCACUGCGCACAACACUGCACGUUCCGCCGGGUGCACCAGAAACUGAAGAAGCCUCAGCGGACAAACCUCAGAUGAGAAUCUUCAUCCUUGGUGCUCGCGCCGAGUCUUCGCUUCCCCCACAUGUUUGGGAACAGCUGUGCUUGCCUUUCCCGUCGGCGCAUUUCCACCUGUUCUUCAUUGGUCCACAGGUUUCCCUCCCUAGACCACCCAACUCUGGAGCCACGCCUAAUGCGCCCGGUACUCAACAGAAUUCCCAAGCAUCGGUUACGGCUACCGAAACCUUCACGGAGAAGUCGGAGUUAGCUGAGGAAAAGCCUGUGGAAGAUGGGGAGGAGCCUGCGUACUUGCCUAAUGUCUACGAGCCGCCAACACCUGCACCUAUUGCACGCCUAAAGCGCACGCGAGAAUCGAUCCAGCGUUAUGGCAUCCCCUCGUACACUGUUCCAUACACACCGCAGCUCACAAUCACCGGUAUGCAGGCAAAUUACUCGGAGGUCCAUCCGCAAUUCCAAGAGACGUUCGAUCCUUACACGGACUGCUUCUUCCUCUUCACGCCUGGCUUUGGCUUCCCAUCCGCAAAGAGUGUCUCUGAGGAGACUGGCGAGCCGCUCUUGCAGAUCGCCUCGCCGACGGAAUGGGGCCCCGUUAUUCCCUCGCUACUUGCGACAAAGUGCCCAAUCUUCGUAACCGGCUUUUCGCCCGCUGAUGUCGAACGGGACGUCAAGUCGCUGUCUCUGGCUCCGGAGGUAGCGGGCGAGUUUGACUGGGUGAUUACCCCUGGCCCCAACGCAUUUGGCAGCGAGAAAUGGGAGGUGGCAGACUUUGACCCUCGGGUUAUGGUGAAGACGAACUGGGGUGUUUGGGGCAUCCGGGGAAAGAGGCGGGAUGUCCAGGAGAAAAAGAGCUGGCUCUAG